Myotis brandtii (Brandt's bat) is the source of this 1691-nucleotide messenger RNA. It is a transcript of the gene DLK2, whose product is annotated as delta-like 2 homolog (Drosophila). Gene Ontology annotation, molecular function: calcium ion binding. NCBI's taxonomy places the organism in Eukaryota, Metazoa, Chordata, Mammalia, Chiroptera, Vespertilionidae. The record is from RefSeq and is a predicted model, not a curated record. Gene Ontology annotation, biological process: establishment or maintenance of epithelial cell apical/basal polarity; heterophilic cell-cell adhesion. Bases 382 to 1533 code for a protein of 383 amino acids. Gene Ontology annotation, cellular component: plasma membrane; protein-containing complex. The transcript is spliced from 6 exons.
GAUUUACUAACCGAGGAGGCGUGGGCUUGAUGACAGGAGGCGGGCGGGGAGCGCGCCGCGCCCUGAGCGUGUGUGGGAUCCAUGUGAGAAGCGUGAUGGGCCGCGGACUGGUGAGAACAGAGGUGGGGCGGGGGUGAGAGGCGCAGGUCAGCCAGGCUGCGAUUCGCGAUGGGAGAAUAAUCGGGCUGCGCACAUCUGGCCGGCACUUGCAGUCUCCUCUCAUUUAGAUUCCCGUAAUUUCCUCCUUUCGAUGAGGAAAGCCAGAACCGCAAUCCGUGCAGCUCAUCUCCGCACCCGACCGCCUCGCAGCCUGUGCCGUCCCACAGGUGUCCGCACGUACGGCCUUCCAUCCGUCCGUCCUUCUUGGGGCCGGCGCUGACCAUGCCCAGCGGCUGCCGCUGCCUGCAUCUCAUGUGCCUGCUGUGCGUCCUGGGGGCACCGGUUCUGCAUGCCGUAGCCGAUGACUGCAGCUCCCACUGUGACCUGACCCACGGCUGCUGUGCGCCUGACGGCUCCUGCAGGUGUGACCCAGGCUGGGAGGGGCUGCACUGUGAGCGCUGUGUGAGGAUGCCUGGCUGCCAGCAUGGUUCCUGCCACCAGCCCUGGCAGUGCAUCUGUCAUGGUGGCUGGGCGGGCAAGUUCUGUGACAAAGAUGAGCACAUCUGUACCACGCAGUCCCCCUGCCGGAAUGGAGGCCAGUGCGUAUAUGAUGGGGGCGGCGAGUACCACUGUGUGUGCCCACCAGGCUUCCACGGACGGGACUGUGAGCGCAAGACUGGACCCUGUGAGCAGGCAGGCUCCCCGUGCCAGAAUGGCGGCCAGUGCCAGGACGACCAGGGCUUUGCCCUCAACUUCACGUGCCGCUGCUUGGCAGGCUUUGUGGGUGCCCGCUGUGAGGUGAAUGUGGACGACUGUCUGAUGCGGCCUUGUGCUAACGGCGCCACCUGUCUGGAUGGCAUAAACCGCUUCUCCUGCCUCUGCCCCGAGGGCUUUGCUGGACGCUUCUGCACCAUCAACCUGGAUGACUGUGCCAGCCGCCCAUGCCAGAGGGGGGCCCGCUGUCGGGACCGGGUCCAUGACUUCGACUGUCUCUGUCCCAGCGGCUAUGGCGGCAAGACUUGUGAGCUCGUCUUACCCGGCCCAGCCCCUGCCACCAUGGCAGACAUACCCCUGGGGCCCACCUCGUCCAUGGUGGUGCCUGCCACGGGGCCUGUCCCCCACAGCGCAGGGGCUGGUCUGCUGCGCAUCUCAGUGAAGGAGGUGGUGCGUAGGCAAGAGGCCAGGCUGGGUGAGUCUAGCCUGGUGGCCGUGGUGGUGUUCGGGGCCCUCACUGCCACCCUGGUCCUGUCCACGGUGUUGCUGACCCUGAGGGCCUGGCGCCGGGGUGUCUGUCCCCCCGGACCCUGUUGCUACUCUGCACCGCACUACGCCCCAGCUCGCCAGGACCAAGAAUGUCAGGUCAGCAUGCUGCCUGCAGGGCUCCCCCUGCCACCUGACCUGCCCCCUGAGCCUGGAAAGACCACGGCACUGUGAUGGCGGUGGGGCUUUUGUGCCGCCUCCACCUCCUCUGUCCUUCAGACUGGAAUGGUCCUCACUUGCCACCCCUCAGCAGCUUCACACAAGAAAUAUUAUUUUUUUAAUACACAGAAUGUAAGAUGGGAAUCUUAUUCAAUAAAACUAUGAAGUUAUAA